AUGCGGGAUGGGUUUGGUAAUUGGUCCGGCAAGACUGCGCUGAAAUUGGAGUCCAGUAUUAUUGUCAGGGCGUCUGAGUGUAGUGGGAUGUCCAAUUGGUCAGACAUGUACAGUAAUUACAAUUCUUACGGAUCUUAUCCAUCAGAUGUGCUUAGUAAGUUUUGGUUCGGUUUCGGAUCAAGGAAGAAGUGAUUAGGAGGCUUUUCGGAUGUAAUCUUCAUUUAAUUGCUCAGACGAUGACGCCAAUGAGAAUCGUGGAGUCGGUCUGCUAACGGGUCAUGCUCGGAGUGUUGCGCAAGAGAGAAGACGGCAGGAGAACGAACAGUUCAAGAGAUUAUCACUUCUUUUGCCUGUUGCCAGAGCCAUAAGUGAGAAGCAUUUGGAUAAAGCCACUGUGGUCAGACUAGCCGGAACCUAUAUCAAACUGCAUCAUGCAGUCAAUCCGAUCAAACGGAGGCCUUUCAUUUCCCCUCUGAUCGAUGUCAACUUGAUAGACGUAAGUCCGUUCAUAUGAUGCAAGAAGAACAUGUGUCCAGAUUCUUGAUGGAUUUAUUUUCUGUCUGAGUUAUCACGGGGAUAUUCUUUAUGUGAGUGAAACCGUGAGUCUCCAUCUCGGGCUGAGUCAAGUCGAUCUCUGUGGCAACUCCAUCUAUUCCUAUGUUCAUCCAGAGGAUUCAAUGGUACUCAGAAGACAACUUAUACGAUCCCAGAAUUUGGAGUUAGACUGGUUUCUGAAUCUGCGAAUGAAAUCGACGUUGACCAAAAGGAGAAGUAAAGAAAGUCCAAAAUGUGCCUCAGGAUAUAAGGUUGGGAAAACAGAGACGGCAAUCUAAGAGUUCAGGUCAUCUCUCUGGAAGUAUAUCGCCGGUUGGACUCCUCCUUGUUGGCCUUCUGUCAGCCUCAUUCGGUGAAGAUUUCAAAUGGAAUAAAAUUAUCGAAAGACGCCCUUGUUGUUAAUUUAGAUGACCAAUUUAAAGUUCGUUAUUCUGAUAACCAGUACGUUAAUGGAACCAAAAACAUACAAUUUCAGCGAGACUCCGUUCAAGAUUACAUCAGGGAUUAGUCUCUACGGGAUUAUUCACCCGGCUGAUCUCGAUCUAAUCACCGAAAUGCAUAGACAAUGUAAGAUGAGUCAGAUCUUAUUGUUAUUUUAGUGAACAAACUGGGAUCAUACCGUACUCCAAUUGUACGUAUUACUUUCGACGGAAGAACUUAUAACUCAGAAGCAAGUCAAUCCAAUUAACAAAAGACUCUUCCAGAUAACAGCCAUCAAGUAUAACAACAGCACGCGAGAAGAUGACAAACACUUCAGAAUUACGAUGGUCAUAAUUAUAAUCAGCCCAUUAUAA
Molecule: messenger RNA, 1349 nt
Organism: Bursaphelenchus xylophilus (pine wood nematode)
Lineage: Eukaryota; Metazoa; Nematoda; Chromadorea; Rhabditida; Aphelenchoididae
Source: the annotation of a GenBank genome assembly